AUUAAAAAAUUUAGCAAUUAUUUUGGGAGAAGGGAGUAGCAUCAAUGAGUCUGAUGACUAUGUAUAUGCUGUCAUUCAUGUAGGGGGAAAUAUGUGUCUUUGAUGGUAUAUAAAGUGGGAAACUUGAUGCUUUCUUUGCUGUUUGUGCAAGUACCCAGAUGGUGAAUUUGCUCUUUUCUUGGAGAACUUAAGCAAGCAUAUGAUGCUGUUGACAGCAAUAAUGAGCCUAGUGUAGAUGUACUGCCCCUGAAACUCUGCUGAGAUUCUGUUUGUUAUAUUUCAAAGUGGAAUUCGGUGCUUUCUGCUCAAUUUUUGGCUGCACACAUUGAGAAUAUCACAAAAGUGUCCUUGCAGUUUUGGCUUUCUGGGAUUCUUGUGGGGCUCUUCCGUGCUGGUUUAAAUCUGAGGUCUAGCAGCUGGGACUUACAUUUAUCACAAAAUAGGUUUAUUUAGAGAUCGGAUUUUGAUUAGUUUGAAGAUAAGAAUUCUGAAGAUUAGUUCAUUCUUUGCUAUUGCGAAAGAGAAAAAAAGGGAAUCUGCUUUCUUUUCUGUAGCCCAUGAGCUGUUACUUAGCCAUUGCUUUUUCACUUCUCCAUUGUCUACUUUAAGUUCUGAAAGGUUUUUACUUUCUUGUAUUGAGGGAAAUACUUUUUCCCACAUUAGAGUAGGUUUGAUCCUAGGGUUCUUGGAAGAGGGGUGAAGUAGCUGGUGAUGUGCAGAUAUUAUGCCUGGUGCAUUGGAUUUUUACCUUUUCCUUUGUGUCUAUAGAGGGGAUGCUGGAGUGAGGGGUUUUCUUUUCCCUUCUUUAACUUUCUUCUCAGUGCUAUAAAGCUGCCAGGUUUAUUUGUGCCUUGUUGAGUUCUGCAAGAAAUUACCAGCUAUUUUUGGUCAAAACCCUCUUUUGCCUUUGGUUAACAUAUUUUGUUCUGUUAAAAAAUUCUCCAGUUUGAGGUGUUCCAAAUUCCGGGCUUUGCUUGAUUUUCUGUUUUAAUAAUGGGUUCUGAGGAAAAUGAGGAAAGGGUGUUCCAGCAGAGAGGGGUAAGCAGUAUUCUGAACUGCCCUUCUUCAGGGAUGGGUACAAAUUCAACAUCUGACAAGGUUUCAGAAAUGGCAAUAUGCUCACAAUCCAUGUUCAGGUCUCCAAACGGGUUAGACCCUUAUGGUUCUGAUUGGGAUCCAAUUGUUUCUCUAAGUGGGAAUUUGGGGAAUUCUACCAUGGUUGCUCAAAAUCAUGAGUUUGCUAAUUCACAUUGCUCAGUUUUGCUAGAGAAUAAGACAACAGGAAGCUCUUCCCAUUUGGUUCAGUUUCCAUCUGAUUCAGGGCUUGUUGAUCUGGUGCCAAAGAUUCCAAGUUUUAGAAGUGGAAGCUUAUCAGAAAUGCUCAGUUCAUUUGGCCAGAUUGCUGAAUCAGGCACUCACUCAAAUUUUGCCCUCAAGAAUGGGGUUGGCUUGAGGAGGGCGUCAACAAACAUAGCAGAUUCUCAGGAUAAGUUCCAAAAUUCAGAAGAUAGGAUAUUAGGAGCUUCACCUUAUGGAAAGAGGAAAAGGAAAGAACCAACAGAAGCUUCAGCACAGAAUGCUGAAGAAGAACAGCAGAAGGAUCCAUCAGAGGACACAUCUGUAUUUCCUAAAGCAGAUGAUGGAAAGAAACAAAAAUCUGAACAAAAUAUUGCUCUAAACUCUCGCAGUAGGCUAGCAGUUAAACAAGCUAAGGAUAACUCCAGUGGUGCAGAACCUUCUAAAGACAAUUACAUUCAUGUGAGAGCCAAAAGGGGUCAGGCAACAAACAGUCACAGCCUUGCGGAAAGGGUGAGAAGAGAGAGGAUUAGUGAGAGGAUGAGAUUGCUACAAGAACUGGUUCCUGGAUGCAAUAAGAUUACUGGGAAAGCUAUGAUGCUUGAUGAGAUUAUAAACUAUGUGCAAUCACUCCAACAGCAGGUUGAGUUCUUGUCAAUGAAGCUUGCAACAGUAAAUCCAGAGCUGAACGUGGAUAUAGACAGGAUUUUGUCUGAAGAUAUUCUCCAAUUGCGUGGUAGCAAUGCAACCGGACUUGGAAUUGCCCCAGGACUGAGUUUGUCCCAUUCUCUCCCUGCAUAUACCCAAGGAACCUUCAAUGGAGGCCCAGGCCCAACUCCACCAUUUCACCCCAUACCCCAGCAUUUAUGGAACAAUGAGCUCCAAGGAAUUCUCCAAAUGGGAUUUGAUCCUGAUUCCUCUAUUAGCCGUUUGGGGCCAAACGGCCCCUCGAAGAUGGAGCUAUAGAGUCUGUACACGGAAAAUUAGAGGUCCCUGCUUUUCUAACGAAAUGUUCGAGCAUUUGUCAGGUGAAGAUUUGUUCAAAAGCAAACACUAUGAAUACGUUCUCAACUUCUCUUCUUUUUCCAUGUGGGUUGUAUAGGUUCCGAGUCCCCGACUUUUUGUUCUUCGAAUUUUAGCAGAAGAAAAUGACUGUUUAGAUUCACAAAACCAUGUAGAUUGAGAGUGGGAGUAGUGCAUUGCUGAAGAUGAUUGAUUUUGUUGGUGUAUAUUAGAGCACACUUGUCUCUAGCUACACCAGUUUACAUGAGAAAACUGGUGGAGAAAGAUGUCGUGUAAAGUGCAUUUAGUUCAAAUAUUAAUACUAUGAUUACAGCCA
Messenger RNA from Sesamum indicum (sesame), 2635 nucleotides. Its product is annotated as transcription factor bHLH74. Gene Ontology annotation, cellular component: nucleus. Gene Ontology annotation, biological process: regulation of DNA-templated transcription. Gene Ontology annotation, molecular function: protein dimerization activity; DNA-binding transcription factor activity. Lineage: Eukaryota; Viridiplantae; Streptophyta; Magnoliopsida; Lamiales; Pedaliaceae. The record is from RefSeq and is a predicted model, not a curated record.